ACAACGCGUCACAAAAUCAUACGCAGAACAUAACACAGCAACCAUGGCGGACGCAGCAGGCGCAUCCGCUCCCACAGAGCCCAUGGCCAACCUCCAUCUCGACGAGGUCACCGGCGAAAUGGUCUCCAAGUCCGAAUUGAAGAAGCGCAACAAGCAGAGACAGAAGGAAGAAGAGAAGAGAGCGCGUGAGGCAGCAGCACCUCCCAAGCCUGUUGCGGCCAAGAAGUCAAAUGCCGAGGCUGACGAGAAGGAAUUGAAUCCAAAUCAAUACUUCGAGAUUCGAUCCCGCAACAUCAACAAGCUCCGAACCACCAAGAACCCAAACCCAUAUCCUCACAAGUUCCAUACAAACUAUGAUCUGCGGGAUUUUGUCAAGGAUUAUGGCUCCCUCAAGUCCGGAGAGCACAAGAAGGACAAGGAGAUCCGAAUUGGUGCUAGAAUCUACAACAAGCGCGCGUCCGGAAACAAGCUGGUAUUCUACGACGUCCGGACUGAGGGCGUUAAGAUCCAAGUAAUGUGUCAAAUGCAAGAGGCAAAGGAAGGAGGCGUUCCGUUCGAGGAGCAGCAUGAGCAUCUUCGACGCGGCGACAUCAUUGGCAUUGUUGGCUACCCAGGACGAACCGCACCCAAGAACAAGAUUGAGAAGGGAGAGGAAGGAGAACUGUCUAUCUUUGCGACGGAAAUCAUUCUUCUGACACCAUGUCUACACCAACUUCCGGACGAAUACUAUGGGUUCAAGGAUCAAGAGCAAAGACACCGCAAGCGUUAUCUGGAUUUGAUUAUGAAUGAUCCAACCCGAAACGUCUUCAUCACAAGGUCCAAGAUGGUCACCUAUAUCCGCAGGUACUUCGAUGAUAAGGACUUUGUCGAGGUCGAGACGCCCAUGAUGAACCCUAUCGCAGGAGGGGCAACAGCCAAGCCGUUCGUAACUCACCACAACGACCUCGACAUGAACAUGUUCAUGCGUGUUGCUCCUGAGCUAUACCUCAAAAUGCUCGUGGUUGGCGGUCUAAACCGUGUCUACGAGAUGGGCCGCCAAUUCCGUAACGAAGGCAUCGACCUAACCCACAACCCAGAAUUCACAACCUGCGAGUUCUACAUGGCCUACGCAGACGUCUACGACAUCAUGGACAUGACCGAAGAACUCGUCUCAGGCCUCGUCAAGCACGUAACGGGUGGCACCACCACCAAGUUCCACACUCAACACGGCGAAGAGUACGAAGUAAACUGGAAGGCCCCCUGGCGCCGAGUCGAAAUGAUUCCUGCUCUUGAAGAAGCAACGGGCGAAAAGUUCCCCCCAGGCGAGCAACUACACACCAAGGAAACCAACGACUUCCUUAAGGGCGUGCUCAAGAAGAUGAAGGUCGACUGCUCGCCACCCCUCACCAACGCCCGCAUGCUGGACAAGCUAGUCGGCGAGUUCAUCGAGGAGACCUGCGUGAACCCGACCUUCAUCACCGGACACCCGCAGAUGAUGAGUCCGCUUGCCAAGUACCACCGCAGCAACCCAGGUCUCUGCGAGCGCUUUGAAGCCUUCGUCUGCAAGAAGGAGAUCGUGAACGCUUAUACCGAGUUAAACGACCCCUUUGAUCAACGACUGCGCUUUGAAGAGCAAGCACGGCAAAAGGACCAAGGAGACGACGAGGCGCAAAUGAUCGACGAGAACUUUUGCCAGAGUCUUGAGUUCGGACUUCCUCCGACUGGUGGAUGGGGAAUGGGUAUUGAUCGAUUAGUCAUGUUCCUGACGGAUAACUAUAGUAUUAAGGAGGUGUUGGCGUUCCCGUUCAUGAAGGAAGAUGUUAGCAUGAAGAAGGAGAAGUUAGCGGCGGAGGAGGUGGGCAUCCAGCCUGUGGCUGAGGAGGGGAUCCCGCACAAGUAGAUGAUCCGAGUCGGG
Messenger RNA from Hyaloscypha bicolor E, 1894 nucleotides. RefSeq names its product putative Lysyl-tRNA synthetase, cytoplasmic. The record is from RefSeq and is a predicted model, not a curated record. The coding region runs from base 44 to 1879 and encodes 611 amino acids. Gene Ontology annotation, molecular function: ATP binding; tRNA binding; lysine-tRNA ligase activity. Gene Ontology annotation, biological process: lysyl-tRNA aminoacylation. Gene Ontology annotation, cellular component: cytosol; cytoplasm. The transcript is spliced from 3 exons. Lineage: Eukaryota; Fungi; Ascomycota; Leotiomycetes; Helotiales; Hyaloscyphaceae.